GGGGGACGUCGUGUGGGCCAAGGAACAUCAUUUGUCAAAGGCGGCCGAGGGGUUCGCAGCAAAGUUGGCCCUAAAAUACGACGGACCUUACCAGGUCACGGAUUUUGCGUCACCAGUAAUCUGCCAAAUACGGUACGUGAACACAAAAAAAGAGAGAACCAUCCACGUGAGCGAGCUGAAAUAAGAACAAACACAGAACACAUACGGCCAGCCACAAGCAGAUAUGUUAGACUAAAGGCAACAAUAAAGUGUCAAAGAGUCUCAAAGGAUACUACGAAAGGGUCAAAGGAUAGCUCCAAGGAUACCCGAAGGACACGGGGAAUAGGGUCCAAGGAUAGCUCCAAGGAUACCCAAAGGACACGAGGAGAAGGGUCCAAGGAUAGCUCCAAGGAUACCCAAAGGACACAAGGAAAAGGAUCCAAGGACAGCUCUAAGGAUACCCAAGGGACACGACGAAAAGGGUCCAAGGAUAACUCCAAGGAUACCCAAAGGACACGAUGAAAAGGGUCCAAGGAUAGCUCCAAUGAUACCCGAAGAAAGCGAGGAAAAGGGUCCAAGAAUAGCUCCAAGAAUGGCCAAAGGAUACAAGGAAAAGAGCCCGAGGAUAAUUUCACGGAUGCUCAGGAAUACAAGGAAGGAACCCAAGGAUAGCUCCAAGGAUUCUCAAAGAACACAGACAAAAGGGUCAAGGGAUAACUCCAAGGAGACUCUAGGAUACGAAGGAGGGAAUACAAGGAUAUCUCAAGGGAAAACAAAAAAAAAACAACUGGAGGACGGAAAAGACACAACCAUUAGACCGGAACGUCCAAACGCUCGGAGAUGACUGAAAGGAAAAUUUCCAGCGAUAGUCCGCCGAAGGAAGGAGAAGACGGCACAGAUCAGAGAGCUGUCGCCACCACCGCCGCAACCUGAUACGCCACCACCACCGACGAGGCGCGGCGGGGAAUCUCCCCGAUGGAGACCCGCGCGGCCACCCACGCCGAGGUUCGAACGGCCGCCGGCGGCAGAGUCGCACCUGCGCCGGACAAGCCCCAGUACCAACCCAGAGAGCCGGUAGGACACCACGUCCGAACGGACAUCCCGGCGGCGCACUUGACCCAUAGCAUUCGGACGUUCGUGGUUGAAGACGUGAGGUGGCGGCAACAGACGGCCGUCUGGACGUGGCCGGAGGGCCCCGCGGAUGAGAAGGCGACGGUGGAUGAGCCCCGGAUUUGGGAGGAGACGGGACCUCGGGUGAGCCUGCUGGAUCCUAGGACCCGUGGCCGGCCGGACCUGUGGACCCCGCCGACACCGAGUACGCGGCCAUCGACGCCAGGUAGUGGGCCAACGACACCGGCGGGGACACGAAACGCGGCGGAGCCUCAGGAGCGGGGGCCGUGGAAAUGGCCGGAACCGACGGGAGGUGGAAGGCCAAGUUUGAAGCGGCAACAUUCGGCGCCCGUGGUGUCCGAAUCGGCGGCGCGUCCUUAGUUGGCGCGGACGAUGUCGGCGCCGGAAGGCCAGCUAUG
Drosophila biarmipes is the source of this 1508-nucleotide messenger RNA. RefSeq lists its product as uncharacterized. Lineage: Eukaryota; Metazoa; Arthropoda; Insecta; Diptera; Drosophilidae. The record is from RefSeq and is a predicted model, not a curated record. Bases 955 to 1470 code for a protein of 171 amino acids. The transcript has 2 exons.